UGAAAGUCAGUGACCUCGCAGGAGCCGAUCAAAAAAGAACACCCACUCAAAAACCCCGCGGUGUUGUAGCUCCUGGAGCUUAUUAUUCACCGUCAGUUAAGUAGAGUUAAAUAGAGAUCAGAUCGGGCUGUCGUGUGUCGCAGCCAUGAACUGUCUGAGAGCGUUGCGUCUGUCAAACUCUGGACAGCUGAUCGUCAAAAACACUGAAGCGGCGAAGAAGGUUUUCAUCAUCCAGCCAGCAUGUUGUCUGAGCACUAAAUCAACAACAGUGCCCCAGAGACGACCGCUUGCUCACUUUGAUCAUUUCCAUCUCAAAACGAAUGCGUAUUCAAAGUCCCCCAGCUCUGGAGUGGAAGACAUGCUUUAUUACACCAUUACAGAGGGGAAAGAGCAAGUCCCCAUUUCAUACUUUACCUCAGCCCUGAAGAAAACUGGCCUUCACCCAUCAGACCCUCGUCUGAAGGACUGCAUGGAGAAGCUUCGAAGCGCUGCAAAUGAAUCUGUUAGCGAGGUGAUAAUGGACAGAGACCUUUUCCACAGGUGUGUCGGUGGAAACAUUGUCCUGCUGAUCCAGGCCUUCAGAAAGAAAUUUAUCAUCCCUGAGUUUGAUGUGUUUGCACAAAAGAUCAAUGAAAUCUACAACACAGUGCAAAAACAAAGAGAUGGGAAGGUUGCAGACUACAUCCCCCAGUUGGCCAAGUUUAGCCCCGAACUGUGGGGUGUGUCUUUGUGUACAGUGGAUGGCCAGAGGCACUCAGUAGGUGACACCAAGCUGCCUUUCUGCCUGCAGUCCUGUGUGAAACCCCUGCAGUACGCUGUCGCUGUCCAUGAGGCAGGAACAGAGACUGUUCACCGUUAUGUUGGCAUGGAGCCCAGUGGAUUCAAGUUCAAUAUGCUGUCACUUGAUGAUGAAGAUAAACCCCACAACCCCAUGGUGAACGCUGGAGCCAUAGUGAUCAGCUCUCUUAUCAAGCCUCGUUCAAAUAAGGCAGAGAAGUUCGACUAUGUUAUGGAGUUUGUGAAAAAGAUGGCAGGUCAAGAGUAUGUGGGAUUCAGCAAUGCCACGUUCCAGUCAGAAAAAGAAACAGGCGACAGAAAUUUUGCCAUUGGAUACUACAUGAAAGAGAAGAAGUGUUUUCCUCCGGACGCAGAUAUGAUCGAUGCCCUGGACUUCUACUUCCAGCUUUGCUCCAUCGAGGUGACCUGUGAAUCAGGAAGUAUCAUGGCUGCCACUCUGGCCAACGGAGGGAUCUGUCCAAUCACAGGCGAGCGUGUCCUGAGUGCAGAGGCAGUCCGAAAUACUUUGAGUCUCAUGCACUCGUGUGGCAUGUAUGACUUUUCUGGUCAGAUGGCCUUUCAUGUGGGUUUGCCGGCCAAAUCUGGGGUGUCCGGUGCAGUACUGCUGGUGAUCCCGAAUGUCAUGGGAGUGAUGUGUUGGUCUCCUCCACUGGACAGAGUUGGAAACAGCGUCCGGGGAAUACACUUCUGUCAGGAGCUCGUGUCACUCUUCAAUUUCCACAAUUAUGACAACUUGAGGCACUUUGUGAAGAAGCAGGACCCUCGCAGACAGGGUGGAGAUGACAGGAACAAGUCUGUUUUCAGUUUGAUGUUCGCCGCCUACAGUGGCGAUGUGUCAGCCCUGAGAAGGUUUGCUCUCUCAUCCAUGGACAUGGACCUAAAAGACUAUGAUUCUCGAACAGCGCUACAUAUCGCUGCAGCAGAGGGUCACUUAGAUGUGGUGAAGUUCCUUACUGAAACCUGCAAAGUUGAUCCAUUUGUAGAAGACAGGUGGGGGAACCUACCAGUUGAUGAUGCCAUGCAGUUCGGACAUGACGAGAUGGUGAAGCUGCUGAAAGACUACCAGCAGGUCUGCAGGCAGCAGGAAAUACAGCACCCUAAGGCCGAGCAUUCCUCAAAGUUGGACACUAUCGAGGGCAUGGUGUGAUGUCUUUAAAUAAAGUCUACAAAGUGCAACAUGUUUGAAAUAUGAAGGUCAGUUUGUAGCACAUAAAAUGAGUGCCAAGCAAAGAGCAGAAUAUGACUAAAUAAACAUGAAUUAACUAUGCAAACUGCAGUAAAAGAGAAUGUUUAUCAGUGAACAGGAAAAUGGAAUAUACAUUUAGUGGACACUUUUAUCCAAAGCAACUUACAAUUGCUAUACAUGUCAGAGGUUGCAUGCCGCUGGAGCAACUAGGGGUUAAUUGUCUUGUUCAGGGACACAAUGGUGGAUGGGUCACAGUGGGGGAUUGAACCGAGGUCUCUCACACCAAAGCUAUAGGCAUAUCCAUUGUGCCAUCGCCACCCCUCAAUAUAAAGUAGAGAAGAAAAUACAAUACAGACAAUAGGAGAGAGUAAGCAUAAUAAGCAAGCCAACAGAAUACAACAUUUGUGGGCUUGUGUAAACAGUAACAUAUGCUGCUAACAGACUCAGACUAAUUUCGAAUCAGUGCUGCUGGAAUAUAUCACCAGCCUGGACACAAUGUUCACUUUAUGGUAAUAUUCAUGUAGGCUUAUAUGUAGCAUAGAUUCUUAGUAUUGUUGAGGAGGCAUUUGAUAAACUCAAAAGGUGGAUAUUUGUCCUUCUAUUGCUUCUCAUUUCUUACAGCAGUACAUUUUUAUUGUGCCUUGUUGAAACCUUCAAGUAUGCCAAACUAUCUGAAAUGUUUGGAUGCAAGACUCAUGUAUCGCUAAUUGUGGGAGGCAAGGUAAGGAAUAGUACAUGAUCCCUAUAAAUUGAAUGUCAGAUAUAUUGUAUAUAUUGUGUUCUUCAGCUGUAAAUAAGUACACUGGAUUGCUGAUACAUAAAUAUAUUAUUAUACAAAAUGUCAUAACUUUUAUGCACAUUUUAACUCUGCGUGAACAAGAAAUUCCAAAGACUAAUUUAUCAUGUGAAUUAUUUUGACAUUGAAGACAUCCAUUAAACAUAUUUUAUUUAUCUGCCACCCAUAGUGUAGUUUUGUUUUGAUUUUAUUAGAGGAGUCAAUGCAUCAUGCAGUCAACGAUUUGAUGUUAAGACAGUAAGCGGCAUGUACUAAAUCAGCUGAAUGUAGGAAUACAAGAUGAAGAAGCAGCAGGAGACGUCUGGUGUUGUCAGGAGGUGGUCGGCAGUGAAUUGUUUUAAAUGCCGUUAUUACAACAGUGUUUCUUUGCAUAAUUGUGUUUUUUAGGAAACAGACAGUAAGGAGAUAAAUUCACCUGUGGCUACAAAUGAGACAACUAACUUACACUGUGGCAUGGCCAUCUCAUUUUAACAGACUUUCCCUUGUAUUUAUUUAUAAAUUUGGAAUUAAUCAGUGUUGA
Messenger RNA from Micropterus salmoides (largemouth bass), 3300 nucleotides. It is a transcript of the gene gls2b, whose product is annotated as glutaminase 2b (liver, mitochondrial). Bases 146 to 1945 code for a protein of 599 amino acids. Gene Ontology annotation, molecular function: protein binding; glutaminase activity. Gene Ontology annotation, biological process: L-glutamine catabolic process. The transcript is spliced from 18 exons. NCBI's taxonomy places the organism in Eukaryota, Metazoa, Chordata, Actinopteri, Centrarchiformes, Centrarchidae. The record is from RefSeq and is a predicted model, not a curated record.